AUGAUAUUUGGCCCGUUAGUUGAAGAAGUUCGGACGGCUGUAAAACGGGCCAAUGAGAAACUUCGUUGGAAACUCGUCAAUAGCGACACUGGAAAUAAAGCUGUCGCUCAUUGGUUGUUUAAUGAAAUACUUCAACCGGAAGAAAAACCAAUGAAGAAUAGGUAUUGGUUUUUACCGGGUGGGCACUGGAUACCAAUCAACUGCUCACCUAAAUGGAAGGUUGCCGUUCUGAUACCGUUCCGGGAUCGCUUCGAUCACCUUACGAUUUUGUUGCGGUACCUGAUUCCAAUGAUGCAAAAGCAACUUUUGCAGUUCAGUAUCUUUGUUAUUGAGCAGGCUAAUCAAGAUCUCUUCAACCGUGCGAUGCUCAUGAACGUUGGAUACCUCGAAGCUCUCAACUUUACCGACUACGAUUGUUACGUCAUUCAUGACGUCGACAACGUGCCUUUGGAUGAUCGUAAUUAUUACGGCUGUACCGACAUGCCCAGGCAUUUUAUUUCCGGUCUUGAUAAAUUCAAUUACACAUUAAGAUAUGGGGGCUACUUUGGAGGAGUCUCUGGUCUAACGAAAGACAACAUUAUCCGUAUCAAUGGUUUCCCCAACGUCUACUGGGGAUGGGGCGGUGAAGAUGAUGAAAUAUUGAAGAGGCUUAACAGUGCUGGUCUUCACAUCACUCGUUACGCAGGUCCAGUGUACCAUUAUGACGUCAUCAAACAUCAUCACACAAGCGCUCCUAAAAUGAAAGAAAGAUUUGACUUGCUCCUGAAAUCCCACGACCGACAGAAAACUGACGGAUUAUCGAACAUCGUGUAUCAUAACCCGGUUUACGAAUUCCAUCCUCUUUACACGAACAUUAGCGUCGACAUCCGGAGGAUCUAGUCUACAUGUAAUUCCAUGGCACUACGUCCUUGAAAAUCUUGGUGCACGCAUCGGCAUCUUAACCAUCGUAUGUGGAACGUAUUGAAGUUAUCCUAAAGGUCACGGCACAACUUACGACUGUUUGCGAUCCGCGAUUUUGGAACAAAUCGCAUUUUGCUCAUUUUCUGAAAAUGUGAAUGGAACAUAUCAUUUUAUUUU
Molecule: messenger RNA, 1077 nt
Organism: Lytechinus variegatus (green sea urchin)
Lineage: Eukaryota; Metazoa; Echinodermata; Echinoidea; Temnopleuroida; Toxopneustidae
Product: beta-1,4-galactosyltransferase 6-like
Exons: 5
Coding region: 1-879 (292 amino acids)
Biological process (GO): carbohydrate metabolic process
Molecular function (GO): UDP-galactose:glucosylceramide beta-1,4-galactosyltransferase activity
Source: RefSeq, a predicted model, not a curated record